AGCUCGCUAAGCCCCGCCCACUCUCCGGCUCCUCGGGUUUCUGUGGUCGGGACUCCAGUUUCAGUUCAGAAACAAGUGAAUAAGGAACACUUUCCCAGGAUGUUGUCUUUGGCCACGUUGGGCCAAACGGGAGCCUGGAGGGUUGUGACGGGGACUCGGGGGAGAUUUAUGAGGAACAGCAGCUGCUUCUUUACCCGUUUGCCGGAUUGUCACUCUGUCCCCGAGACCAGAAAGACCAGAUCGCCGUUUGCAAACCACUGCAGAUGCUUCACCGCCUCGUCGCCUGCAGCCAGUCAGAAAACUCCGUCCUACAGCUACGUUAUUGUCGGGGCUGGGUCGGCAGGAUGCGUCCUUUCCAACCGCCUCACCGAGGACGCCCAUGAGUCCGUGCUGCUGCUGGAGGCCGGACCUAAAGACAUGUGGCUGGGCAGCUCUCGCCUGUCCUGGAAGAUCCACAUGCCAGCCGCUCUGACCUACAACCUCUGCGAUGACAAGUAUAACUGGUACUACCACAUUCUGCCUCAGGCCCACAUGGAUAACCGGGUCAUGUACUGGCCGAGGGGUCGGGUCUGGGGAGGGUCCUCCUCGCUCAACGCCAUGGUCUACAUCCGAGGCCACGCCGAGGACUACAACCGCUGGCAGAGAGAGGGUGCUGAGGGCUGGGAUUACGAUCACUGCCUGCCUUACUUCAGGAAGGCCCAGACUCACGAGCUGGGAGAGAACAGGUACAGGGGCGGCAGUGGACCUCUUCACGUGUCCAGAGGAAAGACCAACCAUCCUCUUCACAGGGCUUUUAUUGAGGCGGGACAGCAGGCAGGAUAUCCUUUCACUGACGACAUGAAUGGAUACCAACAGGAGGGCCUGGGCUGGAUGGACAUGACCAUUUACAAAGGUAAGAGGUGGAGCACCGCCAGCGCCUACCUGAGACCGGCCCUGGGUCGACCCAACCUGAAGACGGAGGUCCGCUGCCUGACCACCAAGAUCCUGUUUGACGGCAGCCGUGCUGUCGGGGUGGAGUAUACACAGAACGGACAACAGAAGAGGGCGUUUGCAGAAAAGGAGGUGAUCCUGAGUGGAGGCGCCAUCAACUCCCCUCAGCUCCUCCUGCUGUCUGGGGUCGGAAACGCAGACGACCUGAAGGAGCUUGGCAUCCCCGUGACUCAGCAUUUACCAGGUGUUGGUAGUAACCUGCAGGAUCAUUUGGAGCUGUACGUCCAGCAGCAGUGCACUCAGCCCAUCACCCUGUACAAAGCCCAGAAACCCUUCCGCAUGCUCAAGAUUGGCCUGGAGUGGCUCACCAUGUUCACAGGUUAUGGAGCAACAGCCCACCUGGAGAGCGGAGGGUUUGUCCGCAGUCGGCCCCACGUCCCACACCCCGACAUCCAGUUUCACUUCCUGCCCUCACAAGUCAUCGACCACGGACGAGUUGCUUCCAAGAUCGAGGCGUAUCAGGUUCAUGUUGGACCAAUGAGGAGCACCAGUGUCGGCUGGAUGAAGCUUAAGAGCGCCAACCCUCUGGAUCACCCAGUUCUCCAACCAAACUAUCUCUCCACUGACAUCGAUGUGUGGGAGUUCAGGCAGAGCGUCAAACUCUCCAGAGAGAUUUUUGCCCAGAAGGCCUUCGACCCGUUCCGUGGCCCUGAAGUCCAGCCCGGUCCUCAGGUCCAGUCCGACGCCGAAAUCGACGCUUUUGUCCGCCAGAAGGCCGACAGCGCCUACCACCCGUCCUGCACCUGUAAGAUGGGCUCAGCGUCCGAUCCGAUGGCGGUGGUGGACUCGAACACUCGUGUUCUGGGCCUGGAUGGGCUGCGUGUGGUGGACGCCUCCGUCAUGCCCAGCAUCGUCAGCGGAAACCUGAACGCUCCGACCAUCAUGAUCGCAGAGAAGGCCGCUGACAUCAUCAGAGGUCGCCCUGCCCUGGGUGACUCGGGCGUUCCCAUCUACCAGCCUCCAACACUCGACACGCAGAGAUGAACAAAGAGCAGGAAGAAGAGCCGUCAGCGCUGGGAUGAGGAGUGGAGGGUAACGGUUCACAGCCAGCUCUGAGGCAGUCACUUCCUGUGUGCUUCAAAUGGAGCACUUUAGUUCUGGUACAGAUUCUUAUGGGCCGUGAACGUUCGGUUUACAUUCACUACUUCAAACACCAGAACCUCAUGGUGGCUUCUGAUGAGGUUCUGUCAGAGAACAACAGAUGUGGGAACAAACAUGCUUAAUGCAACACUUUUCACUCAGUUGAGCUUCACAGCAGAACUUUGUCUGUCAUUGUCAUAAAUUUAGGCCUUUAUGUUUGUCAGCUGUGAGCGGAUGUUGUUAGAGAUGUAAUGGAAAACGCAGCUAAUACGGCACAUUAUCUAGUUCAGUGUAAGAAAUCUACAACUAUGACAUGUUUCUGUAAACACACUCUGAGGUCACACACCUUAGAAACUCCACUACAGCACAAUACAGUGAAUAUUCAGCCUUUAAAUGGUCUGACACUAAUCAGUCCAUUAAAACUAACAGUUUACAGAACGCUUCAAGCACCACGCUCCAUUUAGCCCUCCUGUCGUCCUGCAGGUCAAAAUUGAUCCGUUUUAAAGUUUGAAAAUGUGGGAAAAAAUAUAUUUUCACAGUGAAACUUCUGGUGUCCACAAUUUCAACAUUUUUAGGAAAUCUUUGAAUAUUUUUUUGGUGGAAAAAAGAAAUGUUCAAAAUGUUUCUUUAAGAACAUUUACUAAAUUCGCUGGAUUUUGGUUGAUUUUUAUGUGAAUGUUCUUAAAGCAAAUAUUAAAAUUUUCACAGAUAUAUAUGUAAUCACUGUAGAUAUUUUUUGGAUUUUUUUGGGGAAGAUUUUUACUAAUUUUUUGAAAAUAUUUACAAGAAUUUUCUUGCCAAAUUUAGGGCAUUUUUAAAAAUGAAACUUUAAAGGAAAUUUUUACCUAAAGGUUUUGCAAAUUUUCAGAAAUUUGGGGAUUUUUUUGCUGAAUUUUUGGAUUUUUUUCAGACAAGGAAACAGUAUUUUUGUGAAGAUAACAGGGAGGGUUAAACCACGGUCAGGCUUUGGUUCUAAACACGUCUUUCAAUGGAAAAUUAUAGAACAGCUCAUAUAAAAAAUGUUUUUCUUUUCUUCCGAGCAGAAAAUUAUUUUUUUUAGCCCAGCUGCAUCUCAGCACGGUUUCUCGUCAGCCUUUACAGAUUAUAUCUCACAUCAUGUAAUGAGCAGAAACCUGCAGACUGCACCCAGACACUCAGCUGUUACCAUGGUAACCUCCUCUUCCUUCCUGAAGUCUUGCACCUUCAGCAGUUUGAUAGAAACCAUUGUUUGCUCAGGUUUGUUACAAACAGUUCAUAUCAGCCAGAUAAGAUCCGUAGGGCUCGACUUGCAUUCACUUUAAAUUUUACCUCACAGAAUUUAACCUCACGAACAACGAGCCCAGACAGCACAUUUAUUCAGUCAACACAUGAGCCCAUGUUAUGAAUAUAGAUUGAAGACAGAGAUAACAACCACUGAGCACAAAGCAGAACUUUAGAGGCGGUUUUCCGAGGAACGCAGCCUCAUUGUCGCUACCAGGACCUGCCCUUCAUUUUCUGUCCUCUUAAGGAGCUGCAGUGUUGUUUCCUAGCAGAGCUGACAAACAGACAUGUGCUGCUGACAUCAAACUUGGCAAGAGCAGCUUUCAUCCAAACAGUGAACUGGAAUUACAGAGAGGGCAACCAGAUGCCUUUUUAGGCUACAGUUCCAUAACACCAUCAUAGUCUGACUUUACCAUUAAACUAUUCAUCUUCUUUGGCCGUUUCACUUUCUGCUUUUCAGAUAGUAAAUCGUGGUUGAUAUAAUUUGGCUUUUUUGAAAAGAACUUACAAAAUAAGACUCUUUCACAUCAAAGUGAAAAAGGAUACAAAAUGUCAGGUAAUGAAUUACAUACGAAGCAAAGUGGGUGAUUGUAGAGUUAGUGUUUGUUUUCACCUCCUUAAAGUCAGUGUUUAGAUGAUGCACCUGAUGUGUUUUACAUCAUGAUGCCGCCACCUCCAUGCUUCACAUCACGAUGCUGCCACCACCGUGCUUCACAUCAUGAUGCUGCCACCACCGUGCUUCACAUCAUGAUGCUGCCACCACCGUGCUUCACAUCAUAAUGCUGCCACCACCGUGCUUCACAUCAUAAUGCUGCCACCACCGUGCUUCACAUCAUGAUGCUGCCACCACCGUGCUUCACAUCAUGAUGCUGCCACCACCGUGUUUCACAUCAUGAUGCCGCCACCUCUAUGCUUCACAUCAUGAUGCUGCCACCACCGUACUUCCGUUCUUGAUGCUGCCACCACCAUGCUUCACAUCACGAUGCUGCCUCCACCAUGCUUCAUCAUGAUGCCGCCUCCACCGUGCUUUAAACAUGAUGGCGCCGUGCUUCACAUCAUGAUGCUGCCACCACCGUGCUUCCAUCAUAAUGCUGCCACCACCGUGCUUCCAUCAUGAUGCCGCCUCCACCGUGCUUCCAUCAUGAUGCCGCCUCCACCGUGCUUUAAACAUGAUGGCGCCGUGCUUUACAUCAUGAUGCCGCCACCACCGUGCUUCCAUCAUGAUGCCACCUCCACCGUGCUUUAAACAUGAUGGCGCCGUGCUUCACACCAUGAUGCUGCCUCCACUGUGCUUUAAACAUGAUGGCGCCGUGCUUUACAUCAUGAUGCUGCCACCACCGGGCUUCACAUCAUGAUGCUGCCUCCACUGUGCUUUAAACAUGAUGGCGCCGUGCUUUACAUCAUGAUGCCGCCACCACCGGGCUUCACAUCAUGAUGCCGCCUCCACCGUGCUUUAAACAUGAUGGCGCCGUGCUUUACAUCAUGAUGCCGCCACCACCGGGCUUCACAUCAUGAUGCCGCCUCCACCGUGCUUUAAACAUGAUGGCGCCGUGCUUUACAUCAUGAUGCCGCCACCACCGGGCUUCACAUCAUGAUGCCGCCUCCACCGUGCUUUAAACAUGAUGGCGCCGUGCUUUACAUCAUGAUGCCGCCACCACCGGGCUUCACAUCAUGAUGCUGCCUCCACCGUGCUUCCAUCAUGAUGUCACCUCCACCAUGCUUUAAACAUGAUGGUGACGUGCUUUACAUCAUGAUGCUGCCACCACCGUGCUUCACAUCAUGAUGCUGCCACCACCGUGCUUCCAUCAUGAUGCCGCCUCCACCGUGCUUCCAUCAUGAUGCUGCCUCCACCAUGCUUCAUCAUGAUGGUGCCUCCACCGUGCUUCACAUCAUGAUGCUGCCACCACCGUGCUUCACAUCAUGAUGCCGCCACCACCGUGCUUCACAUCAUGAUGCCGCCACCACCGUGCUUCCAUCAUGAUGCUGCCACCACCGGGCUUCACAUCAUGAUGCUGCCUCCACCGUGCUUCCAUCAUGAUGCCACCUCCACCAUGCUUUAAACAUGAUGGUGACGUGCUUUACAUCAUGAUGCUGCCACCACCGUGCUUCACAUCAUGAUGCUGCCACCACCGUGCUUCAUUAUGAUGCCGCCUCCACCAUGCUUCAUCAUGAUGCCGCCUCCACCGUGCUUCACAUCAUGAUGCUGCCACCACCGUGCUUCACAUCAUGAUGCUGCCACCACCGUGCUUCACAUCAUGAUGCUGCCACCACCGUGCUUCACAUCAUGAUGCUGCCACCACCGUGCUUCACAUCAUGAUGCCGCCACCACCGGGCUUCACAUCAUGAUGCCGCCACCACCGGGCUUCACAUCAUGAUGCUGCCUCCACCGUGCUUCCAUCAUGAUGCCACCUUCACCAUGCUUUAAACAUGAUGGUGACGUGCUUCACAUCAUGAUGCUGCCUCCACCAAUCUUCACAGUGGGAAUGGUGUGUUUAUGAUGUGUUUGGUGCCUGGUAAACACAGUAUCUAGCUCAGUUUUUGUCUCAUCAGACCAAAGAAUCUUCUUCCAGCUGACUCCCAGAUGCUUACUGGUAAACUGUAGUCAAGAUUUAAGGAGUUUUUCACAGUGGCUUUCUAGUUGCUGUUCUUAUGUACACUUUAGAGGGAUGAAGAAACUGAGGAACACUUGAUGUAUGAACAGUGUCUCCCAUUCCAGCUGCUAAAGCUUCUAACUCCUUCAUACGAGUCAUGUGAGUCUUGGUGGCCUCCCUCACUCGUCUCUUUCCUGCACAGUCACUCGGUUUUUGAGGAUUUCCUGCUCCAGGCAGAUUUAAACGUGUGCCAGAUUCCUUUCAUGUCUUAAUGAUGGAUUAAGUGUCCAUCUCCUGACUCAAGCUUUUCAACAACCUUCUCACAGAGUUGUUUGGAGCUUUCUUUUGUCCUUAUUGUGUAUUUAUAUCCAGGAGAACUGAAUCACCGCUGACUAAACGUUUUAAAUACAGCCGUCUUCUCAUGAGACAAAUCAACUGAUUUCAGAUGAUCCAUUUCAGAAAGUGGCUGCACCUGUGCUGACUCAGGUGAGUCACUUUGAAGAAGGUAAUUAAUUUUGCAAUCACUUAUUUUAAGUUUUGGUGGAAAUUACUUUUUGUGCAGCUGGUUAGCUCAGUGACUAACACCCUGACUUUGGCGUGGUCGUUCCCUGCGGUCCUCAGUGCUGCCCCGCCUCCCUGCUGGUGUUGGUCUCAGAAGUACGCCACUGUGGAUUAAAGCGUCUGAUAAACGGCAUUCAGUGUUGAAAACCAGUAAAAGAGGGUCUUCCAAAGGGGAUUAUUAGGCCCUCCAAGUAUUUUUCUGGAUUUAGUUUUGAAGGUUCUCAAGCAGCCAAAGGAAGAAUCUCAUUCAAAAUGUUCAGAUUUUACAACUCACAGCUUUGAGUUUCCUUUCUAAUGAGCCAUAAAGUCUGUCUGUGAACAGUAGUACUCCCAGAAUAUCAUUCUACUUGUGUUAAAAUACACGUCAUGUUUCUGCACACUAAAAUCUAAACUACACUAAAAACAGAUCUUCAGUGUUACGCUUAUGAACAGGUUUUAAUAUGUUGUGAAUGUUUACAAAGAUGUUUUUUAAUAUAAAUGUGAUCUAGGAAUCAGAUGAAGGUUUAAAGUCUAAUGGUAGCGUUAGUGUUGUUUUUAUGUCAUUACUGUCCAUGCAGUAACUGAUGCUGAGAUUUUUAACUGGAAUCAGAUUUAUGUCACCAGCUAUGAUGGAAAGAUGCUGGAAUGAAUUAUGAUUGUGUGUCAUUAAGCUCUGCACCACAGAGCAUCUUAGAUGAUUGUUUACAUGGUAAUGCAGUGCAGAGGCUGUUUAAUAAAGCAGGAAACACGGAUCAUAAAGGGAACGUUACUGUGAACGUUGUUUUUUUUCUCCUAUUGAUCAUAAACAGCUUCCUGACUUUGUCCUCAUGACUUUAUUCAGUGAUCGUUACAAAAAUCAGCAGGUUCAUCGUCAAACAGGCAGAAAAUUCAAAUGUACAAAACAGGGUUUGUUUGUUUUUUUCUUCAAUUUCAUCGGUACAAAAUCUAUAAGGUACUAGUACUUCUGCUACAAAGUAGAUAGAGCUUUAUAUAUAUAUUCUUUUAAAUUUCAUACAACAAAUGGUUAGAAAGCAGAAAUCUUCAAGUUCAUCACCAACUUUUUACAAACGCUGUACAGAUUUUAUACAUUGUUUCAUAGACGUGUAAAGCCGUGGAACAGUACAAAAAAUAAAGCUGUGUGAACAACAAA
Messenger RNA from Acanthochromis polyacanthus (spiny chromis), 7611 nucleotides. It is a transcript of the gene chdh, whose product is annotated as choline dehydrogenase. The transcript is spliced from 10 exons. Lineage: Eukaryota; Metazoa; Chordata; Actinopteri; Pomacentridae. The coding region runs from base 100 to 1974 and encodes 624 amino acids. Gene Ontology annotation, molecular function: flavin adenine dinucleotide binding; choline dehydrogenase activity. Gene Ontology annotation, cellular component: mitochondrial inner membrane. The record is from RefSeq and is a predicted model, not a curated record.